UGGUUCUUUGCAUACAGAUGUUUGAACAUUGGCAGGAGCACGUGACUGCGGCCUUGUUUGCUGCUGGCAUCACUACAUGGGUCGGUUUGGUAGACAGAGAUGUGCCGGAGCCCUAUCUAGAUGAAUAUUUCCACGUGCCUCAGGCUCAGAAGUACUGUCACGGAGAUUACACAUGGGACCCGAAGAUCACCACACCACCAGGCUUAUAUCUGGUAGCUAAGCUGUUCUCGCCAAUUCUCGGAUGCAGCACCAGAGCUCUUAGGCUUCACAAUGCGUUCGCGCUCAGUUACAUCUUCUACAAGGCCCUUCAAAUCCGACGUUUGAUCCAGCCUCGGGGCUAUGCUCAGCGGAAGGAGGGGGACUUCAUUGACAAAGUUGAUGAGAACACGCCAAAGGAGCAAUCGGGCGUGAUCGCAGACGGCCAGACGCCUUUCUCGACCGCUCUGACCGCCUUCAAUAUCGCCUCCUUCCCACCACUGUUCUUCUUUGGUGCUCUGUACUACACAGAUGUCAUGUCCACAGCGACAGUCCUCAUAAGCUAUGAAGCCUUCUUGAAGACAACUGCAAAGCCGCAGAGAAAUAUCAGCGACGACCUUCUUGCUGUUCUCAGUGGUGUUGUGGCCUUGUUCUUCCGACAGACCAACAUCUUUUGGGUCGCUGUGUUCCCUGCUGGUCUAACAAUCAUUCGUGUCUUGAGAGAGAACGGGCGUAUAUCAAACAGCGCAGCCAGACAAGGCUUUCUGGCCAUUCUGCAAGAGAGCUGGUCUAAAGGCACAAUUUAUGAUCGUUCUUUGCGGGAUGGAGGACUUCUUGUUUCAGAUGCUGUCAUGCUUUUGUUGACGACUGCAGUUGCGGCUUUGAGUAGACCAAUUAGAGUCAUGAGAUCCGUCGUUUCUUAUCUCGUACUCCUAGUCCUUUUCGCUGGAUUCGUAAUCUGGAACGGUAGUGUCGUCCUUGUAGGCGACAAAUCAGCACACACCGCCACCAUCCACACACCUCAGAUGCUGUACAUAUGGCCAUACAUUGCCUUGUUCUCAGCGCCCAUACUCAUGGCCCCUCUAUUCUGCAGUGUGGCCUGCUUAUUGCCAUCUCGAAUAGGAGCCAAGAUCGGAGUCAAACAGAAGCCUUUCUAUUCGAUCCAUUCUCAACCUUUGCAGGCUACUCUCUUCAUUGCUGCCGGCCUGCUCGCAGUCCACUUCAACACAAUCAUCCACCCUUACACGUUGGCCGACAAUCGACACUACGUUUUCUACGUCUUCAGGCUCCUUCUCCGGCACCCAGCACUUAAGUACCUCGCUGUUCCAGUGUACUACAUCUGCUUCUGGCUCAGCAUACAAUCCCUUGCGCAUCCGACUGCUGAUCCGGAAGGAACAAAACGUACAGUACAAGCCAGACCCUAUCAAGAGACCCUCAGGAACACGAAAUCGCCUGUUCAAAUCAGCUUUGUUGUCAUCUGGCUCAUCGCUACAUCCCUCUCCGUUGUGACGGCUCCUCUGGUGGAACCGCGCUAUUUCAUUAUACCGUGGAUCAUCUGGCGUCUGCAUGUACCUCAUGCAGCAACUACGUUCACAAUUAGAGGUCGAACGUACUCCCCGGAUUUACGGGUGGUCCUGGAGACAAUCUGGUUACUCGUUAUUAACCAGGUCUUGCAACAUCUGUUCCUGUACCGGACGUUCACUUGGCCCAGCGAGCCUAGUAACGUCCAGCGUUUCCUGUGGUAG
Molecule: messenger RNA, 1721 nt
Organism: Macroventuria anomochaeta
Lineage: Eukaryota; Fungi; Ascomycota; Dothideomycetes; Pleosporales; Didymellaceae
Product: glycosyltransferase family 59 protein
Exons: 5
Coding region: 18-1721 (567 amino acids)
Biological process (GO): protein N-linked glycosylation; dolichol-linked oligosaccharide biosynthetic process
Cellular component (GO): endoplasmic reticulum
Molecular function (GO): dolichyl pyrophosphate Glc2Man9GlcNAc2 alpha-1,2-glucosyltransferase activity
Source: RefSeq, a predicted model, not a curated record